Ichthyophthirius multifiliis is the source of this 1032-nucleotide messenger RNA. Its product is annotated as nucleoside transporter family protein, putative. The transcript has 3 exons. Gene Ontology annotation, biological process: nucleoside transmembrane transport. Lineage: Eukaryota; Ciliophora; Oligohymenophorea; Hymenostomatida. Gene Ontology annotation, molecular function: nucleoside transmembrane transporter activity. Gene Ontology annotation, cellular component: plasma membrane. The record is from RefSeq and is a predicted model, not a curated record.
AUGACAGAAUUAGUUAAUAUAUAAACGUCUCAAAAUCAUUUACCAAAAUAACCAUAAGAAGAAGAGGACUAUGAAAAAUUGCCUCCAAUAACUUUAUUUCAUAAAAUAACAUUCGCUCUUUUAGGCAUAUGUUCUUUAACCGGUUGGAAUUCUAUUUUAAAUGCUUUUGAUUUUUUCUAAGAUAAAUUUCCAAAACAUGAUUACGUAGAUGUCGCUUUUUAUUUCCCAAUUCCGAUUAUGUGUUCUAAUUUUUUAGUCGGAAUAACUUUAACAUUAAUAGGAAAUAAUAUUCCUUUUGAAAAGCGUAUUCCUUUUGCUUUAAGAGGGGCUGUACUUACCAUAAUUUUUAUUUGCUUGAUAGGUAUUUACCUUAAAUAAACAUAAGCGGGUAUUGCUUUAGUAUUCAUUGUUUUAAUAUUUUAAGGAAUUUUUGAUAGUCUAAUGAUUAAUUCGGCAGUAGCGCUUUCUGGAGCUACCUAAAGUGGUGUAUUAAUAAGCAUUUUCUGGAAUUUUACAGCUUUGUCAGGUAUUAUUAUGAAUGUUUUGAGAUUUAUCGCUUUUGGAGCUUUCGGGCUAUAAGAUUUAGAUAAUGGAACUUGUUUAUAUUUUGCAGUCGCAACCUUGUUUUAUUUAGUAGGAAGUAUAUUAGGACCUGCACCCUUUUUUAUAUUUACUAAUUAUGUUUAGACUUUUAUGCUUUUUCCCGGUGUCUCAGUUUUCUAAAAACCUUCAUAUACAUUAAUUUAGAAUCCUUUUGUACUUGUUUUUAUGUGUACAAUUUAUAAUUUAGGAGAUUUGACAGUCGCUAGAAAUCAGGGAUCCUAAGCUAUGUAAAACGAUCUUUUCUAAUUUUUCUUUUUAUAUAUUUUUGCUUCUAUGGAUGGAUUGAUAACUUCUAUUUUAAUGACAGUCGCGCCUUAAAGAGCAACUAAUUCAAAAGAUAGAAAUUUUAUUAGUUACGUAAAUAUGUUUUCUUUGACUUUUGGUAUUUCAGUUGGAUCAUUUAUGGCUUUAAUUUUAGUUGAUGAAUGA